Molecule: messenger RNA, 3372 nt
Organism: Populus nigra (black poplar)
Lineage: Eukaryota; Viridiplantae; Streptophyta; Magnoliopsida; Malpighiales; Salicaceae
Product: pre-mRNA-processing protein 40C
Exons: 16
Coding region: 249-3149 (966 amino acids)
Cellular component (GO): nucleus
Molecular function (GO): RNA polymerase binding; transcription coregulator activity
Source: RefSeq, a predicted model, not a curated record
GCAUUCACACGAAUUCGGUUCCUGCACGCGCUCCUCUUUCAAAAAGGCCCCAGAAAACAAACACCAAAACGACCCCCGAUUUUCCUCUCCCAUUUGACGAUACGACAACCCUUCUUAUUACUUCACCACCCCUCUCAUCUCCACCUCUCUCUAGCAUCCUCCCUCGUCUCAUGCAAAGGAAAAUAAAAUUAGGGUUUGGCAUUUGUUACUUCUACUCCUACCAGUGUCACUCCCUCAAAGAUUAAAUAAUGGAAUCACCAGCUUGGUUGCCGCAACGAGAAGUAAAGCCGCCGCCAACUGCCACAGAAUCAGGAGUUGCAGCAGCUACCCCUCCACCGGAGAAUUCAGCUGGUAAUAAUGCACACAGUAGCUAUUCAUCUCCGGCUCCGACAUUUACUUACAACGUGACUCCUAAUAUGUCUUCCGGUGCGGCUUUGAAUUCUAAUCCACCGGGACAGCCCGUUCCUGUUCCUGGCCCGGCUUCAUCCGUUGGUCUUUCCUUUUCAUAUAAAAUUCCUCAAACCGGGCCUGGUUUUCCUGGCAAUCAACAGUUACAAUCCAGUGUUGACAAAUCACCUGCAAUUGCCCAAGGCAGUGCACCAUCAGUGGCACCAAUUGCAUCUCAGUCUGUUUCAUUUCCCCUUCAUUCUCCUUCAAGUUCUCACACAUCUUUAUCUUCUAACCUGGGUCCGACACCUUCACAGACACCAGCUACUGCUUCUUUUUACUUGCCCCCUGGAUUGCCCAGAACUCCUGGCACACUUGCCCCCCAAGGACUGGUACCAUCUGCACCAAUGACCCAGCCAUCUGUAGCUGCUGAUUCUUUACCUCUAGGAGUUCAGAGACCCAUCAUGCCUACGAUGCCCUCUUCAAACGCAGUUCAGCAGCAAACUUACCCAACCUACCCAUCUUUACCUGUCAUGGCUGCUUCCCCACAGGCUCUCUGGAUGCAUCCCCCACCCAUAGGAGGCAUGCCUAGGCAACCAUUUUUGUCAUAUCCUGCUGCUUUUCCUGGAUCCUUUCCUCCACCUGGACAUGGCAUGCCAUAUCCUUCUGUUUCGUUGCCUGAUUCUCAACCUCCUGGGGUUGUUCCUGUUGGACAUUCAUAUGCUAUUUCCAUGUCUUCUUCUGCUUCAGUUCAUCAGUUACCUGGUGCUCCAGGGAUGCAGACAGAAUUACCUCCUCCUGGAAUUGAUAACCACAACCAUCUCCAUCACAGUGGCACCAGGGACAAUGCAGCUGUUAGCGAACCAUCACAUGCGUGGACUGCACACAAGACUGACACAGGAGUGUUUUACUAUUAUAAUGCUGUAACUGGAGUAUCAACUUAUGAGAAACCACCUGGGUUUAAGGAGCCUGAGAAGGUUCCUGUGCAACCAACUCCAGUUUCAAUGGAAAAUUUGGCCGGCACAGAUUGGGUGUUGAUCACAACAAAUGAUGGCAAAAAAUAUUACUACAACAACAAAACUAAGUUAAGCAGCUGGCAGAUUCCUAGUGAGGUGACAGAAUUGAGAAAGAACCAGGAAGCUGAAGUAUCAAAAGGAAAUGCAAUGUCAGUGUCACAAGUUAAUGCUUUGACUGAAAAAGGAUCUGCUCCAAUUAGUUUGAGUGCCCCUGCUGCUAAUACUGGUGGUCGUGAUGCCACGGCUCUUAGAGUUUUAAGUGUGCCGGGAGCCUCAUCUGCUCUGGAUUUGAUAAAAAAAAAGCUGCAAGAAUUCGGAGCUCCAGCCAUUUCUGCUGCUGUUUCAGUUUCAUCAGGAGCAGCAGCAUCAGAAUCAAAUGGCUCAAGAGUAGUUGAAGCUGCAGCUAAGGGCUUGCCAAGUGAGAUUAGCAAAGAUAAGCUGAAGGAUGCUAAUGGGGAUGGUAAUAUAUCUGAUUCCUCUACGGACUCUGAGGAUGAAGAUGACGGGCCAUCAAAGGAGGAGUGCAUUAUCCAGUUUAAGGAGAUGCUUAAGGAACGUGGAGUGGCACCAUUCUCAAAAUGGGAGAAGGAGCUGCCGAAAUUAGUGUUUGAUCCACGUUUUAAGGCUAUUCCAAGCCAUUCUGCAAGAAGAUCUUUGUUUGAACACUAUGUUAAAACGCGUGCUGAGGAGAAACGCAAGGAAAAGCGAGCAGCUCAGAAGGCUGCAGUGGAGGGAUUCAAGCAGUUGCUGGAGGAAGCAUCAGAGGACAUUGAUCACAACACUGAUUAUCAAACUUUCAGAAAGAAAUGGGGCAAUGAUCCAAGGUUCGAAGCCUUGGACCGCAAAGAUCGAGAGCAUUUAUUAAAUGAAAGGAUUCAUCUUUUGAAGAAGGCAGCACAGGAAAAGGCUCAAGCUGAACGUGCUUAUGCUGCUGACAGUUUCAAGUCUAUGCUUCGAGAUAAAGGAAACAUAACUGUUAGUUCACGUUGGUCCAGGGUCAAGGAUGGUCUAAGGAAUGACCCCAGAUACAAAUCUGUAAAGCAUGAGGAUAGAGAGGUUUUCUUCAACGAGUAUCUGUAUGAAUUAAAAGCUGCAGAGGAAGCAGAGCGAGAUGCAAGAGGCAAAACAGAGGAGCAGCUCCUUUCCAACUCAGUUCAGGACAAGCUGAAGGAGAGGGAGCGAGAGUUGCGAAAACGGAAGGAACGAGAAGAACAAGAAAUGGAAAGGGUGCGUGUGAAAGUUCGGAGGAAAGAAGCAGUUGCAUCUUUUCAAGCUUUGCUUGUGGAAACACUCAAGGACCCUCAGGCAUCUUGGACUGAGUCGAAACCAAAGUUGGAUAAGGAUCCACAAAGACGUGCAACACAUCCUGAUUUAGAUCCAUCUGAUACAGAGAAGCUCUUCCGGGAGCACAUGAAGAUGCUGCAUGAGCGAUGUACAAAUGAUUUCAAAGCUUUGUUAGCUGAAGUUAUAACUGCUGAAACAGCAGCCCAGAAGACAGAAGAUGGGAAAACAGUCCUUGAUUCAUGGUCAACAGCUAAACGACUUAUAAAGCCUGAUCCUAGGUAUAACAAGAUGCCUCGAAAAGAGAGGGAAACUUUGUGGCGUCGAUAUGCCGAGGAGAUGUUGAGAAAGCAAAAGUUUGAACCAGAUCCGAAGGAAGAUAAGCACACAGAUUCAAAAAAUAGAAGCGCUAAUGAUUCUGGAAGAUACCACUCAGGAUCGAGGAGAACAAAUGACCGAAGAUAACUUACUGAAUUUUGGAUAACUCAUUUUAUUUUUUGGUUAGGAACUAGGCUCGUGGUAGAAUUUACUGGUUGCUACUUUGCUAGUUAUGUUGGUCUCCCCGCUUUCUCCUAUUCUGUUAAGAGGUCAGGUUAUAAUAUACUUCUUUUGUGAGUGCUGUAUCAUAUUCGAGUAUAACUGAAACUUUUUUUCAUUCAAGGAAAAGCAUCGCAGCACCAUUUUCUUA